AUGCAAGACGUGGAUCCCACGCAGGCUGGACGCGUGGUCCAGUCCUCUAAGUCGCGGAGCGCCCGGCUGCGGAGGUGCCUGGCACCUGCAGGGGGCGCUGCUGCCCCGCGGUUCCUCCCGCGCCAGGGCACAGCGGGCUCUGCAGCCUUCGUCCCCGGAGGGGCCUCCACGAGGCGCUGGCGCUGGCUGCGUGGAGCUUCCCGUCCUUCGGCCCAGAGAGGAAGUGCAAGCAGGCGCCCUCCCCUGCCCCCACCGCCCGCCUCCCCGCGCCCCUCCACCUCCGCUCUCCGACCCCGACCGUGCUUCCCAGACCCUUUGUUCUCCAGGCGCUGGGAAACCGCUGGGACUCGUUUGGGCCUGAACCCACAGCGCCCGCCGCAGGUCACAGAGGACACCCUCGGACCUUUGGCGCACGGUCCCGGCACAGCCUCUCUUCGUGAGGACCCUCGGCAGAGCCCCAGAGGGGAGAGUGGGACAUUGUGUGUCGCGCCCAGGAGUCUGAUUGCAAACGAACGCCCUCUCCACCCCACCCUCGGCGGCGCCACCCGCGUCGCCCCUCUGCCGCGCGUGACCCCAAGGGCUUGGGCGAUUGUGUCUCCCUGAGUACAGUUACAAUUGUG
Messenger RNA from Mastomys coucha (southern multimammate mouse), 620 nucleotides. RefSeq names its product proline-rich protein 18-like. Lineage: Eukaryota; Metazoa; Chordata; Mammalia; Rodentia; Muridae. The record is from RefSeq and is a predicted model, not a curated record. The coding region runs from base 1 to 603 and encodes 200 amino acids. The transcript has 4 exons.